Molecule: messenger RNA, 2520 nt
Organism: Cylicocyclus nassatus
Lineage: Eukaryota; Metazoa; Nematoda; Chromadorea; Rhabditida; Strongylidae
Source: the annotation of a GenBank genome assembly
CACAUUUCUUUUGUGUGCAGAUGUCGGGCGCCGGGUCCGUGCCUCACGCGCCUGGUGCACUCCGAACGGAGGAGCUGAUGACUGACGAGGAUUUUGUCAAAGCCAUUGAGGCCAUGGGAGGCGAAACUGAUAGCGAAAUUGGCGAAUUGCUAAAAGCCAUGAACGAGAACCGGAUUAUCUCAUGGGAAGAAGCUGAACGGAUUUUGAAUGAUACUGGCAACGCACCCAUAAAAAGCAGCCUUCCCGAACAAACCCGGCCGACAGAGCCCGACAAUGAUACCGAUGUCGACGAGUGUAUACAAAAACUUGUGGAUAACGAUGCAGCCCUUAAAGAAAUCAAUCUAAAUAAUAUGAAGCGCACACCUAUUCCACAAAUUCGACGAUUGAUCGAAUCCUUGGCUUAUAAUGAACAUUGUGAACGGCUAUCACUUGCUAAUAUGGGUCUAUAUGAUAACGAUAUCGCAGUAUUGAUAACAGUAGUCGAGAUGAACAAAGCACUGAAGAAGUUGAAUCUGGAGACUAACUAUCUUAGUGGCGACUUCUUCGCAAAAUUAUUCAAAGCAGCAUUGGUAAAUGAAACUUUAGAAGAAAUCAAGGCAGUCAAUCAGGGUGUCUCAUUUGCCACUGUUGCAGAAAAGGAGAUCAUCGAUAGUAUAGUUGCCAACAAAGGAUUGACAAAGGUGUCUAUUAAUUUGAGGUUGCCGGAGGGACGACAUAAGGUUGAAAACGCCACCUUGAGGAACGGAGAAUACAAACGUGUUCUUCGACGGGAAGCAGCUUUGAGAGCAAAACAGGAAGCGGAAGAAUUGGCGAAAAAUCCCGUGCCGCAGCUGCCUAAAGAACCCAAAAAAGAAAUUAAGAAACCGGUAGUCGCCGCUGCUAAAAAGGAAAAGGAAACCCACGUUAACGAUGCUAAGCCUGUUGCACCAAAACCGGCAGCUUCGACUAUCAAGAAUGAAGCUCCUACUAAAGCUAUCCCUUCACAAAUUACUAAUCCAACUAUUGCUUCAACUGCUAAAGAGAGAAAAAAUGAUGACGAUACUAGUGAUAGAAUGCGUAGGAAUUUUGUAGUUCCAAAAAAGAAGCUAGUAGAACCUAACGAACCCGAAGCUGCUUCGUCUAAGCCUAGAUUGCCGAGCAAAGUUUCGAUGUUAGCCAGGAGAUUGUCUAAUGUUGAUACGAAUACUCCUACACCUGUUCUACGCGUGAGUGAGGAGAAGGAGGUUCCCAAAAAAGUGCUACCGCAAAAGCCAGGAUUUUUACCCGACGAGGAUGACAUAAAAGCAGCAACUUCUGUGAUUAAAAACCGCGAAAAGGAAUCUACUCUAAAGCGUCUAGAUUCAAAGGUUGCUAGUUUGAGGAAGAAAGUGGAAUCUGAUAAGAAGGAACCUGCAGUACCUCUUAAGCCUGAAAAGAUAUCCGAAGAAAAGGCGGAGAAUCAUGCAAAAGAUCGUUUGACGCAAUCAGGACCUGUCGAAAAGAAUGCUGAAGAAAAGUCCGAGCACAAAGCCGUGUCAUCCGAGUCUGCAGACGACAAGCCUAGUGACAAUAAGCCUGUAACCUUAGCGAAACAAAAACUGUUGUUCAAAAGAAAAGGCGCGGCGGACGUGGAGAAAAAGGAACACGCGAUGGCUGACAAAACUCCCUCAGCUUCCCAAAUCCCCGAAGAGAGCGACGAAGUAGAUGAAAAGAUUUCUGCAGCUCCUGCGAACUUUGUCCGGACAGAACUCGUAGACGGUGUUAAUGGAGAAGUACCUACGGUGUCUCCCAAAAAAAUUCCCACACUUGUAGACGGGAUAGAUGAGAAGAAGCCAACGACUGCAAAGCAAUCUCCUUUGGAUAGGAGAGCGACCGAAAAUGCUGUGGCAGAAAAAGAGCGAAAGACUGUUAUCAAGCCCCGAAAAGAAUCUCAAGUCUUGGCUAUGAGAAAUCGCUUUCUCCAGAAUGACAAAGGUUUGGCGAGCGGAAUGCUCGAUUUCACCAACAAGAAGAUACCACCAACAAAGGCUCCACCAAAGCCAUUAAACAAAGCAAAUGGAGUUUUACCUUCAGAAGUGAAAACUCCUCUUCCCACGUCAGAAGAGAACGAUACUGGAAAACAAAAAAUAACUUUAGCAGAAAUCAACCCUGAAGCCACCCCUACCACAACUCCUAAGCGAAUUCCGAUUAAGAAGAUCGUAAAAAAGAAUCGCGAAUCAAAUCUACCGCAAGCAAAACCGGAAGCUGAAAGUUCUCUUGCGGAGGAGAAGAAUAGCAAGGAUCCCAAGACAACCUCCAAGCUACCAAAGGUUGCUCCUGCCGUACCACCCAAAAAGAGGAUCAGCUAAGCUUCGGAUUACCAUGCUAAUUGCACUUUUGAAGGCGUGUAUGUGGCGCUCAUAAGGUUUUCUAAAUGACACGACGUUAUCUGGGUAACUCAUUAUCCUGUGCUUUGGGUACUAUUUUAAACUCAGUUUUCACAAGCUUAGGUCAAUACAUUUCGAUGUACAUAAUGAUCGGGCUUGUUUGUGAAAAUUACGU